AUGGUCGUCAUUGGGGGCUGUCUGUCACCUUGCCUGGUAACUGCGCCAUACUUGCCACGCCUCUCUGCCAUGCCUCUCUGCCACGCCUCUCUGCCACGCCUCUCUGCCAUGCCUGUCUGCCAUGCCUCUCUGCCACGCCUCUCUGCCACGCCUCUCUGCCACGCCUCUCUGCCACGCCUCUCUGCCAUGCCUGUCUGCCAUGCCUCUCUGCCACGCCUCUCUGCCACGCCUCUCUGCCACGCCUCUCUGCCACGCCUCUCUGCCACGCCUCUCUGCCACGCCUCUCUGCCACGCCUCUCUGCCACGCCUCUCUGCCACGCCUCUCUGCCACGCCUCUCUGCCAUGCCUGUCUGCCAUGCCUGUGUCUGCCAUGCCUGUCUGCCAUGCCUGUCUGCCAUGCCUGUGUCUGCCAUGCCUGUGUCUCUGGGGGAGAUCCUGGGCGGCAGUGGGGAGAGCAUAGACUGGCGGCGCACCUUCUAUCUGAACCUCAUCUGCCACACCGACUACUCGCUCACCAUCGCCGUCUGCAGUCGCACGGCCCUGGAGAACCAGAAGCGGUCAGGACGAGCCGUGCCGCCCAUAAUGAAGGACCCAGAGGUGACAGAGGCGUAUCCCAACAUCUGCUUCGCCAUUGACUCCUCUGACCGCGCCUUUGAGUCCGUGGUGCUGAGGGGCAGCUACCUUCCCCACAGGGGGGCAGCCUUCCCCGCCCAGGACACCGUGCUGAGGGGCAGCGACCACUGCUUCUGUGUGCUGCUGAGCGCGCACAGGGGGGCGGCCUUCCCCGCGCAGGACACCGUCGAGAAGACCCUCGCGGACGGCCAGCGCCGUGUGCUGCAGCGCGGCACCAGCAGCGAGGCUAAAGUGCUGGGAGAGGCGUCAGGAGACGGGCCCAAGAAGACCCUCGCGGAUGGGCAGCGCCGCGUGCUGCAGCGCGGCACAAGCAGUGAAGCGAAAGUGCUGGGGGAGGCAGGGGACGGGCCCAAGCACGUCCGCCAUGCCACCUCACAGAACCGUUUCCCACCACCCUCCGCUCCACUUCCAACCCCCCUCCCCCCAGCAGGUCUCUUCUCCAUGUGGGGUUCUGCCUCCCCCUCCCCCAUGAAACCAGCGGGGCUGGUUCUCCGCGGCCCAGGGGGUAAGGGAGCCGCCAACCUCGCAGUCUGCCCCCUCCCCCUCCCCCCACUCCCCCCCAAGCCCCCUCUCUCCCCCCGCCCACCCCUCGCACCCAAACCCCCUCUCUCCCCACGCCACCCCUCUCGGACCCACCCUUCUCGCCCUUCCCACUCUUCUCACUCUCAACCUUCCUCCCGGUUCCAGCUCCCACCAUCCCAACAGCCUCUUUCCCCCUCCGCCCGCUCCCAACAGCCCCCUUCUUCCCUCUCCUCGCCCACCCAUCCCAACUCCCCCCCACAGCAACAAUCACCCACCCACCCCUCCCACCUGUCUCCAACCAGCCCUCCCCAGCCAUCACCCACCAGCCCAUUACCCUCAAACCGCUCCCAACCGCCCAAUAGCCCUCCAAACUCCAAUCACUCACCAUCAGCGAAUAGCCCAUCUUCAUCCAGCAAUCCUCUGCAAUCCGGCCGUCCAUCCAGCCUCUCGGUGCAAUCCGGCCGUCCAUCCGGCGUGCCGGUGCAAUCCGGCCGUCCAUCGAAGCCGUUGCACCGGCGCAUGCCAUCGCUGCAGGAGCUGCAGAGCAAGCUGUGGGCCGUGCAGGCAGAGCUCAUGGACCUCCUCGAAUUAGAGGCUCAAUCCGCUGCCACCACUGUCGCCGCCGCUGCCACCGCCGCCGCUGCUGUUGCUGUUUCUGCCACUGCUCCUGCUGAUGGUGGUGGUGGUGGUGUGGUCAAAGUGGCAAGUGCGGAUCGUGCUCGCACUGCUGCUGCUGCUGCUGCUGCUGCUGCGGCCACUGUCGCUGCUUGUCGAGAUGGUGACGAUGGGGACAGCAUGAUGCAAGUGGAGGAGGGCAGCCUCUCAGCAGAACGGGAUUCCGCCAGCCUUGAUCCUGCUGCCUCUGCUGCUGCUGCUCCUGCAGCUGCUGAUGCUGCUGAUGCUGAUGCUGACGGCAUGCAGACAGAAGGAUGCGAAGCAGAUUCAGCAGCAAUGGCAGCACCAUCACCCACUCCCUCACCACCCCUCCCCGUUCCUGCUCCCCCUCCCGCCUCCCACUCUCCACCCUCCCCAUCUCCACCCUCUCCCUCCCCAACCACUCCCCUCCCCCCCGCACGCACCUUCCAGCAGCAACUCCCCUCCUCCCUUCCCCCAGCCAAGCCCGCAAAGGAGGAAGCACGGAGGCUGCGGCUGCUGGAGCUACAGGGGGAGCUAAGGCUGGUGCAGGAGCAGCUGCAGAUGCUGCAGUCCCAGAGCAAGGGCAAGCGCCCGCACCCCUCCGAUCACCACCACCGGCAGCGGCCCCCGCCGUCCCGAUCCAUGCAGGCCUCUCGGGGCAAAGCGAGAGGCAGUGGCAACACUGGUGGGGACGGAGGAGGGUGUGGGGAAGGAGAGGAAAGGGGGCUUGAGGGCAGUGAGAGCAGUGGCGGGUCGUCGAGGCUCUUGCAGCGGCCAGUAGUGGCUUCCCCGCCAGUAGUGGCCGCCCCUAGAAGAGCCAUGGUGCACCAGGAUGGAGACAGCCCCACUGCCAGACACCCACAUGGCCACACUGCUUCAGGUGGAUCCUCAGGAGAAUCACCUGAAGGUUCACCUGGUGCCCGUGGCUCAGGUGGUAGCAGCAGAGCAGGGAGCAGCAGGGCAGGUGGCAGCAGCCGUUCCCCUGGAACUGCUGGUGCUGGUGGUGGCAGUGCGGGUGGUCUUGCUGCAUCGUUGCUGCAAGGAGGGAUCGGUAGAGCAGCAGGAGGAGUGGUGAGAGAGGAGCCUCUGCGGUGCUGCCUGGCUUCCCUCUCCCUGCCCUGGGAGUCACUCGCCUUUGACCUCCUCUUCAAGGAAAUGCCAGUCAAGGUGGACAUUGGUGGUCGUAUAUUCCCCCCUCCUCGAAAUCCUCCCAGCGCAGAAGACUUUUGA
This is a messenger RNA of Closterium sp. Naga37s-1, 3021 nucleotides long. NCBI's taxonomy places the organism in Eukaryota, Viridiplantae, Streptophyta, Zygnematophyceae, Desmidiales, Closteriaceae. The record is from the annotation of a GenBank genome assembly.